Messenger RNA from Penicillium longicatenatum, 348 nucleotides. RefSeq lists its product as uncharacterized. Bases 1 to 348 code for a protein of 115 amino acids. The record is from RefSeq and is a predicted model, not a curated record. The transcript has 3 exons. NCBI's taxonomy places the organism in Eukaryota, Fungi, Ascomycota, Eurotiomycetes, Eurotiales, Aspergillaceae.
AUGCCAAUCAUUGUGGAAGAUGCAGUACUACCUGCACCGGAAUUCAACCAGCCUGUUGCCUCGGAGGAUGUGCUGACUUAUUCUCAGAUCCUAAUCACUGUGGCGCCUGUCUUACAAUCCCGUGUCUUGGAGUCACUCCAGCAUGUUGCUCUGGAGCAUGUGCAGACCUCAGCUCUAGCUCUACUCAUUGUGGCAAGUGUAGUACCACUUGCCCGCCAACCGCCUCAACUUGCUGCUCUGGAAACUGCACAGAUCUUACCUCGAAUCCAACUCAUUGCGGUAGUUGCAAUUCUUUUCCAUGCCUUGGCCAAAUGCCCGCAUGUUGCAACAGCACAUGCACUGAUUUAG